AAGGUGAAUCCAUAAGGUUCAAGAAGAAAAUGGCAUUUCUCAGAAUCAUGAUUCUGUUGUGGGCGGAUAUGCUUGCAACAUAUGUGAUGUGGAUAAUGCAGAAAUACUUAACAGAUGUUUGGAAGCUGGGAGUUACUCGUGCUGCUGGAAUCAUGAAUGUCUACACCGGCCUCACUAAAUUUCUGCCGUUAGUCUUUUUCAUCUUUGUGGAUGCUGGCCUUAGUAACUACGGGAGUCUGCUUCUCUCAAGUAUAGCCUUUUCUAUUGGUAUGGGAUUUCUGUCAAUGUCAACACCACCAGUUCUACACAAGGUCACAGGGACCUGUAAAGAUUAUGAGCCAAACUGCCUUGGUCAUACACAAAAGGCCCUCUUCUACACAGCUUUAGCAUUGAUAGCAGCUGGAUUAAGUGGACGUGUUGUCUCACUGGUUGCACUCGCCGAGAAUCAGAUUGAAAAGGAUCCAGAUGAACCUAGACCCCUAAUAAAUGUGUGUGAUCGAUUUGGUUUUGUUCCAGAUCUUACACACUACCUGUAUACAAACAACAUGCUCCGGUAUAUUGAAGGAUAUGUGCAGAAGGUCAAUCCUGGAAAUGCUCCACUAGUUGUGGGGCAGCUGCUAGACGAUGAAUGUCCCGAAGAUUUUAUUAAAGGCUUGAUUCUCUCUGUCCGUUCGCUUCUUCCUGUUGAGCCUCUCGUGGACGAGUGUGAGAAAAGGAACCGGCUUCGGUUACUUACCCAAUUUUUGGAGCAUCUUGUGAGUGAAGGAAGCCAGGAUGUGCAUGUGCACAAUGCACUUGGAAAGAUCAUUAUAGACAGUAAUAAUAACCCUGAGCACUUUCUCACUACCAACCCAUAUUAUGAUUCACGUGUUGUGGGCAAAUACUGUGAGAAGCGUGAUCCUACCCUUGCUGUUGUUGCCUAUCGGAGAGGGCAGUGUGAUGAUGAACUCAUCAACGUAACAAAUAAGAACUCCCUGUUUAAGUUGCAGGCCAGGUAUGUAGUUGAAAGAAUGGAUGGUGAUCUGUGGGAGAAGGUCCUGAACCCUGAAAAUGAAUAUAGGAGGCAACUCAUUGACCAAGUUGUAUCUACUGCUUUGCCUGAAAGCAAGAGCCCUGAACAAGUUUCUGCUGCUGUCAAAGCAUUCAUGACAGCAGAUCUUCCACAUGAACUCAUUGAGCUUCUUGAAAAGAUUGUGCUUCAAAACUCUGCGUUUAGUGGAAACUUCAAUCUGCAAAACCUACUCAUUUUGACAGCCAUCAAAGCUGAUCCUUCUAGAGUUAUGGACUACAUUAACAGGCUCGACAACUUUGAUGGACCUGCAGUGGGGGAAGUGGCUGUGGAGGCCCAACUAUAUGAAGAGGCUUUUGCGAUUUUCAAGAAGUUCAAUUUGAAUGUGCAAGCUGUCAAUGUGUUAUUGGAUAAUAUCCGAGACAUUAACCGUGCUGUGGAGUUUGCAUUCCGUGUUGAAGAAGAUACCCAAUGGAUUGUAAAAGUAGCUCAAUGUCCUUGGAUCGCAAAGGUCCUGAUGGAAAAUUGAUAAAUAAGCCGAGCUUACGACUCCCAUCAUUCAAGGCCAAGAAGCCGAGCUUACGGCUCCCAUCAUUCAUGGUCAAGAAUCAGGAGAGAGAGCAGCAGCAGCAAACUGAGAGUACUAAAACGGCUGAAGUUGAUCUAUCACAACUUCAAUUCCAACCACUAGAAGCUAUGCUAGCCCUUGCGCAAAACGACAGCGGAAAACUCCCUGGUGCUUGUUGUAUAUUGCUUGUUCCUGUUGUUGGUUUAAUUGCUCUACCAUAUAUAAAACCAUGGUCAAUUCGGUUUGGAAUCCCAGCAAUCUGUACAUUGGUGGCAACACUUGCAUUUGUGCAAGGUACACGUUCGUGCAACAAAGAGGAAAACAGACCCGCAGAAGGAAGUACAGUGACAAAUGUUUUCAGAGUCUGUGUGGCCUCCACACGCAAAAUGUUUGAAGAUCCCAAGCAAUAUUCAGAGCUUUAUGAGAAACAUGAUACUGACACUCCAAAAUUGCCUCAUACCAAGGGGCUACUCAGUUUCUUAGACAAGGCUGCCAUCCGAUUGAAGACUGAAAUUGAAGAACCA
Coffea eugenioides is the source of this 2101-nucleotide messenger RNA. RefSeq names its product clathrin heavy chain 1-like. NCBI's taxonomy places the organism in Eukaryota, Viridiplantae, Streptophyta, Magnoliopsida, Gentianales, Rubiaceae. Gene Ontology annotation, biological process: receptor-mediated endocytosis; intracellular protein transport; transmembrane transport. Gene Ontology annotation, molecular function: transmembrane transporter activity; clathrin light chain binding. The transcript is spliced from 7 exons. Bases 30 to 1538 code for a protein of 502 amino acids. Gene Ontology annotation, cellular component: chloroplast; Golgi apparatus; plasma membrane. The record is from RefSeq and is a predicted model, not a curated record.